Molecule: messenger RNA, 3785 nt
Organism: Cavia porcellus (domestic guinea pig)
Lineage: Eukaryota; Metazoa; Chordata; Mammalia; Rodentia; Caviidae
Gene: Rab9b
Product: RAB9B, member RAS oncogene family
Exons: 3
Coding region: 412-1017 (201 amino acids)
Biological process (GO): retrograde transport, endosome to Golgi; Rab protein signal transduction
Cellular component (GO): late endosome; lysosome; phagocytic vesicle
Molecular function (GO): GTPase activity; GTP binding
Source: RefSeq, a predicted model, not a curated record
CAGAGGGUAGCAGUCUGCUAUGCUGGGUCCCCAGCUCCAAGAAAGGGGCUUGAAGAGGAGGCGCGAGCCCCGCCCCCUCCCCUGCCGGGCGCGGGCGCGAGACAUUGCGCGGCUGCAGCGGCGGGAGCGAGCAGCAGCUGUCAGGCCACCGAGGCCCAAGCUGCACUUGCUGCCCCAUUGAGGACAAGGCGGCAGCAGGAGCGGUGACGGUGUCGCUGGAGAGCCACUCGCUGCUCUCAGAGCUGAUCUGCCUGGCACCCGCUGCCCUCUCCUUUCUCCUUCCCAUUGUUUUGGAACCUCUCCCCCAAAAGAAUAAAGCCACAACAGAAAAAAAGAGAAAGAGAAAAAUUGUGACAAAAACUCAACUGGGUUCGCUUGGUUAUAAACUUCUCCCUGUUUGGUGCUGCAACAAUGAGUGGGAAAUCUUUGCUCUUAAAGGUCAUUCUCUUGGGUGAUGGUGGAGUUGGGAAAAGCUCACUUAUGAACCGUUAUGUAACUAAUAAGUUUGACUCCCAGGCUUUUCAUACAAUAGGGGUAGAGUUCUUAAAUAGAGAUCUGGAGGUAGAUGGACGCUUUGUAACCCUCCAGAUCUGGGAUACUGCAGGACAGGAACGUUUCAAGAGCCUUAGGACGCCCUUCUACAGGGGAGCAGACUGUUGCCUCUUGACCUUCAGUGUGGAUGACCGGCAGAGCUUUGAGAAUCUAGGUAACUGGCAAAAAGAAUUCAUCUACUAUGCAGAUGUGAAAGACCCUGAGCACUUCCCCUUUGUAGUUCUGGGUAACAAGGUAGACAAAGAGGAUAGGCAAGUGACUAUUGAGGAAGCACAAGCCUGGUGCAUGGAGAACGGUGAUUACCCUUACCUAGAAACUAGUGCCAAAGAUGAUACUAAUGUGACAGUGGCCUUUGAAGAAGCUGUCAGGCAGGUGUUGGCUGUAGAGGAACAACUGGAACAUUGCAUGUUAGGUCACACCAUUGACUUGAACAGUGGCUCCAAAGCAGGUUCUUCAUGCUGUUAAAAAUAAGGAGCCUUUAAAAAUGUGCGCCAAAUUGAAGAGUCAGUGGUUUAAGAAUUACUUUGCCCUUGUAAGUGUGCAUAAACACACAAAAAGGUAAUAGUAAGGUUCUGACUGUGAAACAGAGCCUUUCAAAUUGAAUUUGUGUAGUGAUUAUUUUAAAAAUUAUUAAGCCAAGUGUAUUUUAUGAGUUGUCUGCAAUUUUCCCUUAUUGUAUGUCUCAGGAUAUUUCAGAAAGUUUUGUUCCUGAGAGGAUUAAAUAUUUUAAAAUCACUGUUGAAACCUAGAAUUCAGCCACACGAAGGAAGGAAGGAGCUACAGCUAUCUCUUAAAAUGUUCCUCUAAUCAACUAGCAAAUGUCACUAUCAAAACUCUUGCCAAGCAGUUUCUGACAUAUUUACCAAAAGGGAAACACAAGACUGAGCUGUGUUAUAGAAAAAACAAUAAUGAAAACAAGGAUUCUAAAGCUUGAAUUAUAAAAAUGAAUGAUGAGGAAUAUAAAAGUGUAAAGAUGUAAACUGAUUUAUUAAAAUUCUUUUGUAUGGUUUGCUCCCAUUUGCACUUUUUAAAACAAUAGCAUCCUUAUCAGGGAUACUCUAAUGACACUGGAAAUUUAUUAUAACUCAUAAAUUUGAAGUCACAGGAUACUAGUGAAUGGAUUGUGCUUAAAUAUGCCAACCACCUUUGCAAAUAACUGGUGGAUCUGCUGUUUUUUAUAAAUAUACUGUUGCUGAAUAGAGAUGUUGCUUCUCUGACAACCUCUUAUCAAUUUAGCAGUGCUGCUUAGUAUAUGGCUUUGAAUGCCCUGCUCUCUGCUCAUAAUUUCGAUGGUCUCUUGGUCCAUCAUGCUGGCUAAUGCAGAAGGCAUCAUCAAAGCCUGAGAGAUAGCGGACUUUUCCCCCCACAAUGUUCCUUAAACUUAAGUAUUUUUUGUACAAAAAGGAACUUAUUUCUUGUGUGUUGCACUGUCUAUUUAGGUGGCCAAACUAGGACUUUGAAAGUGACAAAAGGAGAUUUUAACCUUCUGUUAUGAUGAAUUUCUCAUAAUUAGUGUUGUCCAACAAUGGAAUAGACUGCCUUAAUAGUGAACUCCCUCCCAGUGAAAAUAUUCACUGAUGACCAUCGGAAAAAAUACUAUAAAAUAAUUUCUUCACUGGCUACAUGUUUAGUACAAGGUCCCUUUCAACUCUAAGUGCUGGGAAUUUAUAAACUGUGUCUAUGCCAUGUUAUGUUUAUAUUUAUCUUGAGGUAACAGCUCAGACUAUAAAGAGAGACUGAAAAUUCUAAAACUGUUCUGUGAUCAGCCUUUAACAGUAACUACAUAACUCUUCUUUUUUUGCACUGUGAAAGGUAAAAUUCUUAACCUUUUAGACAAACAUCCUGAAGAUACAUAUUAAAAGCAAAACUUUUGAUAACUAUGACUGCCAACUGUAUAGUGUACUAUGAGUAUGAACUCUAGUUCUUGUUGAUUGAUCUGUUUUAAAUAUCUGUGUUAAAAAUUGGGACCCAGUGUAGUUAGGGACAGUUAAGAAUGAUCCCUCAAACAGAUCUAGGUCAAGGGAGAGGUGGGAGCUUUUACAGGAAUACAGCCUAGAACUCUCCAUUGUAGCCACAUAUGGAAUCAGCCUUACAUGUGGGACCUUAUUACUUUAAGAGCUCUCAGACUUUUGACCACAUAGGCAAGAAUAAGACAGUAUCUCAACCCAGUUAUACUCAGUAUUUCCAAUAAAAUAGAAUCUUCUCAAUUCAAUUCAAUUCAAUUAACUUUGUUCAAUUAACUUUGAUGCCAGAAGUCAAAGCCAGAACUGGAACCCAACAGCUCUUAAGUAUUGGUUCCUAUCCUGCCUAUGCCUAUAGCCAGUCACACAUGUUUCCAAGUUCUAUGAUCAUUUUCCUACAAUUGCAUUACUGUGAAAAAUCUAUAUAUUUCACCUGUUAAAUGAUAAUUAUUUUUAAGUGCAUGAGACCUGGAACCUCCUCUUUCUACUUGCACUCUGCUUAUAAUAGUUUCUAUUUGUAGAUCUCAGGCCUUUGUAAAGACCUCCAUCAAUUCACAAAAGCAUUUGUCUCUACAGUGGCAUGUGGUCAUCUGAAUAAAAAAAUUAUAUAGGCGUUCAACUCAUAGGCAUCUUGUCCAUUUAAGAAAAGGGUUAAUUUUAUCAUCAGAUCACUUGAAGCCCCUUUCCUCUUAGCCACACCAAUUUUUUUCCUUUCAAAUUACAACACAGUACAUUAGUGAAAGCACUUAACAUACAGUGACAAAAACAACGGCAUUUUGGUGAGUAACAGUAAGUGAGUGCUGACACAGAGUAUGGGUAAAAUUAAAAACACCAAAGGCUGAAAUAUGUGAAUAUCUGGAUCUGUGCACAUAAAUUUAGUAUUGACUGUGUACCCUAGAAUGUGCAGCACAAUAUUUUCAAUAGAUAUUUUUUAAUGAACACUAGAUUUUUGGAAUAAUAUAUUUCUAAUUAGAAAGACAGUGUUUUUCAAAGGUCUGUCAAAACUUCACACAGAAUAUUUACUUAGUUUCGUUUCAUGUAUUGGCUAACUUCCAGGGGUCCUCAGAUUCCAUACAUCUUCAGUGCAUUGACAAAUUUCUGAUUUGUGUCUGCCUCAGCCAUCUUGACUUUAUCCUGAGGCUUUCCACAAUCUUCUUGGUGCAGGUGCUGCUAAAAAUCUCAAAAUUAUGUAUCAAGUAUUUUCUUGCAAUUGUAAAAAUAUCAUCUGUGUUAAAGUGAAUAAAAAGUGCAUUUUGAAUAACCAACAUACAA